This is a messenger RNA of Trichogramma pretiosum, 2299 nucleotides long. RefSeq lists its product as uncharacterized. Gene Ontology annotation, cellular component: cytoplasm. The record is from RefSeq and is a predicted model, not a curated record. Gene Ontology annotation, biological process: intracellular signal transduction; negative regulation of protein tyrosine kinase activity. Gene Ontology annotation, molecular function: protein kinase inhibitor activity. The transcript is spliced from 10 exons. Bases 191 to 2158 code for a protein of 655 amino acids. Lineage: Eukaryota; Metazoa; Arthropoda; Insecta; Hymenoptera; Trichogrammatidae.
UUCGAGCUUCCAAGUUGCAUGGCUAAGCUUUAUCGGAAAAUUGUUGGCUAUAUUACAACCGCUUGACAGUUGAUGUGACCCAUUUUUGGGGAAAGUGAACAAAUAAUAUCAUGCCAUUACGCGAUAGAGAGAUCAAAAUCUCGAUUGACAUCAAACUUAUGUACAGGAACUUGUUUUCGAUGGCGUAGCAAUGAGUAACGGUUGGCAGUCCAUUGACCAGGCUGCUCUUCCACCAAUUUCACCACCGUCGAAUUUAAUCCUUCCGAAUACUUCCGAAAGAGAUACAGUCGACCCUCGAGUUCAGGUUGAGCUCGAACGUCUUAAUACUGCCACUGAUGAUAUAAAUAAGUUGGAGGUCGAUUUGGAUGAAGCGAGAGCCACGUUUAAAGAACUCCUAUGUGAAUCCACUUAUAAAAUUGAUGCCUUGGCUAAAAAACUAAGCUCACAUAUUGAAAAGUCUCGUCCUUAUUACGAUGCCAGAUUUCAAGCCAAAGAAACCCUUUUUGCAGCCCAGAAAGCUGCAAUAAAAUUUGAAAAGGCAAAUAGUCAGCAUGCUGCUGCAAAAGAAAUGGUUUACUUAGCGGAAGAAGGUUUAAAAACUGAAGGAAGAUGCUUUGACCACGCCUGGCAGGAAAUGUUGAAUCAUGCAACAUCGAGAGUAAAUGAAUCUGAGCAUGAAAGAGCUGUUUGUGAAGUUGAACAUAAGAAAACAACGUUAUUGUACCACGAAGCUGAACACAAUGUUCAGAUACUGCAAAAAGAACUCAAACGUGCGAUUUCUAAAUCCAGGCCAUUUUAUGAAAUGAAAGCCCACUUUAAUCAAACUCUCGAAGAUCAAAAAUUGAGAGUUACUGCUCUUGAAAAAUCAGUCUCUGAUGCCAAGAUGACCUAUGCGGAAGCUUUAAGAAAUUUAGAAAAGAUAAGUGAAGAAAUUCACAAGACGAGACAACACGAUGAAUCAAUCUAUAUUAAAAAAUUUGAAGGUGAAAAAUGUAUUUCUGUCCUUCCAAAGACGAAUUCAAGUGAUUCCACUACUACCGAAUCUCCCGAUAGUACUGAUAACACAAGUGAUGAAUAUUCAAAUGUGUUUGAAAAAUUACAUCAAAUUGCUAGUUAUUCAUUACCUGAUGUAACGAUAAGCCUAUUAGUGGAAAAGGAUAUAUCUCCCGAAUAUCCAACUAAUUGCCCUGUAAAUAUUUCAUUAACUCAACCUAGAAAAUAUAUAAAAAGUGAUAGACCCUGGAAUACGAAUGCGCACUCGCAACAUAUCACACAGGAUCCGACUGCUGCAAAAACUAAUUUAACAGCCGCAUUGCCCGAUGUCAUGGGGAUUUUAUCCCCAUUAGAGAAAAAAUCUGAAAUUAAAUUAUGCACUGAAGAAAACGUUUCUACUUGUAAUACGGAGGAAUGGACUGAAAUUAAAUUGAUUCAUUCGCCAGAGGAAAAAGCUAAUAUUGUGGGCUCUGUAAAUAAAGCAACUGAAUUUCAAAAUAAUAUUUUAGAUAAAGAUUCGAGUAAAGAAAUGCAAAACAAUUCUCCAAAUACAAAUAAAUUUUCAAGACGCAAAAAACUAGUUUCCCAAAAUUCUUUACCUGCCAUGCCUAGAGAAAAUGAAAUAAGUGUGAGUAAAGAAAAAAAAGGAGAGAUGAUUAGAAGUCCUUCACUGAAAAGAAAACUAGAUAGUUGCUUGACUACAUGGAUGUCGCGAAAUCCAGUACCUGGAGCGAGUAAUGCUGAAAAUUUAGUGAGUUCAAGUAGAAGGCAAUCUUUAGAUGUGUUAUGGAAUUCUAAUACAGGCGAGCGUGUGAAAGAAUUUUUAAAUCAAGGGAUGAUGAUGUUAAGCAUUUCUAAUUUAACGGAACGUCGUUUCAGCGAACAAAGAAUUCCAGGAUCGAUGCAAAAUGAUCAAAAAGUAGAAGAGGUUGAAAAAAUAGAUCUCAAAGAAAAAAAAAUUCCAAGUCCUCUGGAAAGAACCCUUAAUUAUUUAAACAUUAAUGACGACACCGACAACGACAGUCUAGCUAGCAAUGAAAUGUUAACUGAAGAUCAAAUUUCAUCGCUAAUGAUGGAACCAGAUAUCAACCAAGUAUGCCAAGAAAUUUUGGGAACACCUUUACAAGAAGUGUGUCCUUUGUUUCAACAAAUACAACAACAAUAGAAACUUGAAACACUUCAAGAUUUAGUAGGAGUCAUUCAAUUUUUCAAAUUCAUUUUCUCUGUGUAAUAUAAAAAUGCUUAUGAGUAGACUUAAAUAAAAGUAAUUAAUUUCUCGGUUAAGUGUCUUUCGAUUAUAGUUGUU